AUGUCUGACCCCCUCCUCACAUCUCUAUGUGGCAUUUGCCAUAUAUCAGUACCAAAAUACAAGUGUCCACGAUGUGGCGCUCGAACCUGUUCACUCGGAUGUAUAAAAAAACACAAAGCCUGGUCUGAAUGCUCUGGCGAACGCGAUGCGACAGCCUAUGUUGCCCCCUCGAAGCUUCGCACACCCGCCGGUGUCGACCACGACUACAAUUUCCUCCAUGGGAUCGAGCUUUCCGUCGAACGCGCCGAAAAGGUUCUUGUAGAAGAGCGCAAGAUCGUACAAGAAGAAGAAUUGCGCCCCAUGACGAUUCAAGAGGUCAAAUGGAAACCUGGGCGAGAUGGACGCAAGCGCAAAGUUCUAGUCACCAGAGUUUUGCAUGAGGCCAAAGGUCGAUCCUUUGAGCGAUACUUGGCUGCGCGACUGAAGAAGCUCAACAUCACUAUCAUGUGUGCGCCUACGGGCAUGGCCAGACAACGAGCGAAUCAUACGACACUUAACAGGCGGACGAUGAGGGUCAAUUGGCAGGUGGAGUGGAUGACUUUUGAGGAUGCGACAAAUACUGAGGCGGAGAAAAUAAGGGCUUUGUCUAAGGUUAUGGAUGACAUGCCACUAUAUCAAGCCUACCAUACGUUCUUGGAGGAGCAGCAGUCGGCGAAAGGAAAACAAUACAAGAAAAUCCCACGGACGGGCCUAGACGGGCAAUUGCAGGAUUCGACGAAUUCGACAUGGUCAUCUGGCUCGUUUGCACUUCAGGACCCAUUCUCACAGACUUGGAUGAACCAUCACGACACAGAGCCAGGCAUGUGGCCAUCGGAAAAGGACGAGGCUCAAAAACGGCAAUUUCAGUACCUCCUGGUCAACCACAGCUCACCUUCAGACAAACCCGUCGUCACGAAGCUUGACCCGGAAGAUUGUCUCCGCGAGAUUCUCAAGAACACACGCAUCCUCGAAUUUCCGACGAUAUGGGUACUCGAUCGUGAUCAAAGGCUCCCCUCAAACUUUACACUAGGACCUAAGGAUACUGUUUUAGAAGCCAGCAACAAGAGAAAAAACCCUUUCGGCAAGAAAGGUCCUAUGAAGCCGAACAAGAGAAAAAAUAAGGGCAAAAACGGGGAUAUAGAGGAAGGGGAGGUUAACAGCGAUGAAGAAGGGGACCAGUCGGAUGAUAACGCCGUUGGCCUUGAGGCAGGUGAUGUUAUUGCUGAGCAGAGUCUUGGGGAGGACAACGACGACGACAGCGAUGAUACGAGUAGCUCAGGAAGCGACAGUGAAUGA
This is a messenger RNA of Fusarium venenatum, 1275 nucleotides long. RefSeq lists its product as uncharacterized. Gene Ontology annotation, cellular component: nucleus; pre-snoRNP complex. Lineage: Eukaryota; Fungi; Ascomycota; Sordariomycetes; Hypocreales; Nectriaceae. Gene Ontology annotation, biological process: snoRNA localization; box C/D snoRNP assembly; maturation of LSU-rRNA from tricistronic rRNA transcript (SSU-rRNA, 5.8S rRNA, LSU-rRNA). The record is from RefSeq and is a predicted model, not a curated record.